AUGGAUUCCAAGCAAGUCUUCAAAGCAGCUGGCUUCCUCAUCUUGGCGGUCAUCAGCAUUCCUGCCAAUCUGCUCGUCUGUAGCGCCUUCUUGCACUCCUUACUGACGGAAGGCAAAUUGGUGACCACUGACAUCAUCUUGUGCAACUUGGCCUUUGCAAACCUGAUGGUGACGUUCACACGAGGCAUCCCACAGACAUUGACUGCCUUUGGUUAUAGAAACUUGUUUGAUGACAUUGGGUGCAAACUGAGUCUCGUGUGCUUUCGUAUUUUUCGAGGUCUCUCCAUCAGCCUCACUUGUCUCCUCAGUGCCUACCAGGCUAUAGUAAUCUCCCCAGCAUCCUCCAAGCUUGCCCUGCUAAAACUUCAGAUCCCCCAAUACCUCAUGCACACCAUAGCUUUUCUGUAUGUGCUCUGGUAUGCUCUCAAUGUUGAUGUGGUCUUGUAUUCAGUGUCCUCCCUUAUGAACAAUACAGUUCCUCCUUACACUUUUAAUUUAGAGUACUGCUUUGUCAUCUACCCAGAUUAUGUCAUUUUGUACAUUGAAGGACUAAUCAGUCUCUUUAGUGACCUUGUGUUUAUACUGUUAAUGACCGUAAUGAGUGUGUAUAUCCUGCUUCUUCUUUAUUACCACAGCAAAAAAGUCAAGAGCAUCCGGAGCUCAGAUCGCAAGUCAGGACAGACACCGGAAACUAAAGCCUCCCGAGCUGUGGUCACCUUGGUCAUCCUCUACGAUAUCUUCUAUGGGAUCGACAACGCCAUUUGGGUUUAUUCUCUGACUGUUGUGAGAGUGGUGCCACUUUUAUCUGACAUUCGAAUCUUUUUUGCAACCCUCUACACGUCAGUGUGCCCCAUUGUGGUCACUGUCACCAAUCCUAAGGUUAGAAACAAAGUAAAAUUGGUCAGACCAGAGAGACCAGUUCAUACAGCAGACAGCAGCCUUCAAGCAAUAUAG
Molecule: messenger RNA, 954 nt
Organism: Polypterus senegalus (gray bichir)
Lineage: Eukaryota; Metazoa; Chordata; Cladistia; Polypteriformes; Polypteridae
Product: olfactory receptor class A-like protein 1
Exons: 1
Coding region: 1-954 (317 amino acids)
Biological process (GO): G protein-coupled receptor signaling pathway
Cellular component (GO): membrane
Molecular function (GO): pheromone receptor activity
Source: RefSeq, a predicted model, not a curated record